AGCUCCUGGACGCUGAAGUUGACCUUCUGAAAACGGAAGCUAGCAAACUUCUUCUGUUUCUUUUGCAGCUUAAGGAUGUAAAAGUGAUAUGGAGAGGUCCUAAUCCCCCAGAUUAAGUAAAGGUUCAAACUGUACCAUGGUCCUCCUUGUAACAAAAACAAGUCACAGGGGUUGACAUCUCAUAUGAGCAAGUUUCAUCCUGGAUACCAGACUCCUCUGUGCUGAAUAAAGACUGAGCAGGACAUCUGGCCUCAGCACACAGCCUGCAUAUGCCAGAGAGGAUGAAUGCUGGACAGGUCAACAGAGUGAUGUUCUCCUUGAUGUUAAGUUUGUUUGUAGGAGCCUCUUCUUCCAUGUGGCCCCUGGCUCCUGCAGCGGCCUUCCAGCUGCCACUCUGCCAGCUCAUCAACCAGACGGUGUCUCUAGAGAAGGAGGGCUGUUCCAAGUGUCACACAGUGGAAACAACCAUCUGCAGUGGUCACUGCAUCACCAAGGACCCUGUCAUCAAGAUCCCAUUCAGCAACGUUUAUCAGCAUGUGUGCACGUACCGGGACUUUUACUACAAGACGUUUGAGCUUCCUGACUGUCCUCCUGGCGUGGACCCGACCGUCACCUACCCUGUGGCUUUGAGCUGCCACUGCGGCCGCUGUGCCAUGGACAUGUCUGACUGCACCUUCGAGAGCCUGCAGCCCAACUUCUGCAUGAAUGACACUCCUUUCUACUACUAG
This is a messenger RNA of Micropterus dolomieu (smallmouth bass), 728 nucleotides long. It is a transcript of the gene lhb, whose product is annotated as luteinizing hormone subunit beta. Gene Ontology annotation, cellular component: extracellular region; cytoplasm. The transcript is spliced from 5 exons. Gene Ontology annotation, molecular function: hormone activity. Bases 270 to 728 code for a protein of 152 amino acids. Gene Ontology annotation, biological process: G protein-coupled receptor signaling pathway; ovulation. The record is from RefSeq and is a predicted model, not a curated record. Lineage: Eukaryota; Metazoa; Chordata; Actinopteri; Centrarchiformes; Centrarchidae.